AUGAUAGGAGUGAAGGAUCCAGGAAGUUCAAGCCGUCACACGUGGGCUCCGUUCGCCUCGGUCAUCGGCUCUGAGCGGCAGCGCGCGACGCGGAGCAGACGUGUGACGGAUGCAGCUGAGCCACAGCUUUCAGGGACACUCAGGGUUCAUGAGGCGAAAGGUCAAAGGUCAGAACAGCUCGAAGGAUGGAGGUGCUUAAAACACGUCUACCUCCCACACUCUGCACGUCCUCAGUGCCACUGUGUGUGCGUCUUCAGGGCCGCCUCCGCACACGCGUCUUCCUCACGCUUCCGAGUCCCGUGUGCGCGUCCUUCUCGUGUGAGCGUCCUUCUUGUGUGCGCGUCCUUCUUGUGCGCAUCCUUCCCGUGUGCGUGUCCUUUUUGUGUGCGUCCUUUCCGUGUGCGUGUCCUUCUUGUGUGCGUCCUUCUUGUGUGCGCGUCCUUCCCGUGUGCGCGUCCUUCCCGUGUGCGUGUCCUUCUUGUGCGCGUCCUUCUUGUGUGCGCGUCCUUCCCGUGUGCGUGUCCUUCCCGUGUGCGUGUCCUUCCCGUGUGCGCGUCCUUCUUGUGCGCGUCCUUCCCGUGUGCGCGUCCUUCUUGUGUGCGUCCUUCCCGUGUGCGCGUCCUUCCCGUGUGCGUGUCCUUCCCGUGUGCGUGUCCUUCUCGUGUGCGUGUCCUUCUCGUGUGCGUGUCCUUCCUGUGUGCGCGUCCUUCUUGUGCGCGUCCUUCCCGUGUGCGUGUCCUUCUUGUGUGCGUGUCCUUCUUGUGUGCGUGUCCUUCUUGUGUGCGUCCUUCUUGUGCGCGUCCUUCUUGUGCGCGUCCUUCCCCUGUGCGUGUCCUUCCCGUGUGUGCGUCCUUCCCGUGUGCGUCCUUCCUGUGUGCGCGUCCUUCUUGUGUGCGUGUCCUUCCCGUGUGCGUGUCCUUCCCGUGUGUGCGUCCUUCUUGUGCGCGUCCUUCCUGUGCGUGUCCUUCUUGUGCGCGUCCUUCUUGUGUGCGUCCUUCCCGUGUGCGUGUCCUUCCCGUGUGCGCGUCCUUCUUGUGCGCGUCCUUCUUGUGCGCGUCCUUCCCGUGUGCGCGUCCUUCUUGUGCGCGUCCUUCCCGUGUGCGUGUCCUUCCCGUGUGCGUGUCCUUCUUGUGCGCGUCCUUCCCGUGUGCGCGUCCUUCCCGUGUGCGUGUCCUUCUUGUGCGCGUCCUUCUUGUGUGCGCGUCCUUCCCGUGUGCGUGUCCUUCCCGUGUGCGUGUCCUUCCCGUGUGCGCGUCCUUCUUGUGCGCGUCCUUCCCGUGUGCGCGUCCUUCCCGUGUGCGCGUCCUUCCCGUGUGCGCGUCCUUCUUGUGCGCGUCCUUCUUGUGUGCGUCCUUCCCGUGUGCGUGUCCUUCCCGUGUGCGCGUCCUUCCCGUGUGCGUGUCCUUCCCGUGUGCGCGUCCUUCCCGUGUGCGUGUCCUUCUUGUGUGCGUCCUUCCCGUGUGCGCGUCCUUCUUGUGUGCGUCCUUCCCGUGUGCGUGUCCUUCCCGUGUGCGCGUCCUUCCCGUGUGCGUGUCCUUCCCGUGUGUGCGUCCUUCCCGUGUGCGUCCUUCUUGUGUGCGUGUCCUUCCCGUGUGCGUGUCCUUCUUGUGCGCGUCCUUUUUGUGCGCGUCCUUCUUGUGCGCGUCCUUCCCGUGUGCGUGUCCUUCCCGUGUGCGCGUCCUUCCCGUGUGCGCGUCCUUCCCGUGUGCGUGUCCUUCUUGUGUGCGUCCUUCCCGUGUGCGCGUCCUUCCCGUGUGCGUGUCCUUCUUGUGUGCGUCCUUCCCGUGUGCGCGUCCUUCCCGUGUGCGUGUCCUUCUUGUGUGCGUCCUUCCCGUGUGCGUGUCCUUCCCGUGUGUGCGUCCUUCUUGUGUGCGUGUCCUUCCCGUGUGCGUGUCCUUCCCGUGCUCCUCUGCUGGGUCGCAUUCCUUGGCUUUUAUUUGCAGGCCCUGUUCUUUAUAUAUCGCUUUCCUGACACGUGCUGCAGCCUUGAGAACAACUUUGAAGAGUAUGCAAUUACACGAGGCACGUUUGUACGAUGCUUUCUCACCCCGUCACGUUUAAAGGGUUCGUUUUGGUUCUGUGUUUUAUUCUAAUGCAAACAGCCACAUUUUAAGAAGCUGAACUGUCCAAGGGUUGGAGCCGCGGCGCUGAGUUUGAAGCAUAUCGAGGCCUCGCACAAGGCUGAGCUGAGUCCUGAUGGCGUAGAUGUCAACGCACUGUAGCAACUUAACCCACUAUGGGACAGAGUUUGGGUGAUCAUAGAUAUUGUGUGUGUGCGUGUGUCUGGGAUAUAAAUGGAACAUUAAUGUUUUUUAAAACACAAGUUUUCAUUUUAACAUCACCUGGAAAUAAAUUGUAAUUCAAAAUAAA
Molecule: messenger RNA, 2370 nt
Organism: Betta splendens (Siamese fighting fish)
Lineage: Eukaryota; Metazoa; Chordata; Actinopteri; Anabantiformes; Osphronemidae
Product: keratin-associated protein 10-4
Source: RefSeq, a predicted model, not a curated record